This is a messenger RNA of Postia placenta MAD-698-R-SB12, 1053 nucleotides long. RefSeq lists its product as hypothetical. Lineage: Eukaryota; Fungi; Basidiomycota; Agaricomycetes; Polyporales; Adustoporiaceae. The record is from RefSeq and is a predicted model, not a curated record. The transcript is spliced from 14 exons. Bases 1 to 1053 code for a protein of 350 amino acids.
AUGCCAGGCCCCCUGGGUGGUACCUUGGGCACAUUCUGUUUCGCGAUUUUGCUUUUCGGAAGCGCAUCAGCCCAGAUCUACAACUAUUGGUGGAACUACCCUGACGAACCCCAAUUACAUCGUCAUGCAGUCGCCACUGUAUGGCUCAUUGAUACGGUUCAUACCGCAGUCUGUAUAAUGGCACUAUAUCGCUGGAUGAUCGUCGACUUCAACGAUUAUCAACUCAUUCAGAAUCUAUCAUGGCAAGCCGCUAGUUGUUCCUAUCGUAUUGUUAUGCUUUCCGGUAUUGUGCAAAGGUCUGGUUCUGUAAAUCUUCUAGCACUCAAAUGCACGCAGUUCACUGACCACUUAAUUGAAGGGAGCCGGAAAAACAUCACUUUGUGUGCUACGAUGCUGCUCUUCACAUACAACGAUAUAGGCAAUCAUGUUGAUCGCCCGAGUCGAUUGAAGUUCAAGACGGUCGAUGCAUUUGGUGCGAGCAGAGAGCCCCUCAUCAGCUUGACCUGCGGCCUUGGCUUGGCGACCAUUGUUGACCUCAUGGUGUCCAUCUCACUGGUGUAUUACAGGCUAAAGGUGCCGAGACGUGCUGAUCAGGCGAUGCAUUUUGUUGAGCGCCUCCAAUACUUCGCGAUCAACACCGGGGUUCUCACCAUGUCAGCUUGUCUCCCUGGCGAGUGUAUUGACUGUGUCCUAGAGAUACAAGCCAAAUUGUACACGAACUCCUUCAUCGCGACCAUGUCAGAACAUGCGACCAUACGCACAGAAGCAAGCGAGGCCAAAGAGCUCGAUCUGGCAAGUCGCAUGCAGGGGCAGCCCAACACCAAUCCCAGCGCACGCCGCGCCACGCGCCACCGGCCGAAAAGCAAGUUCGCGGGGGAGGAUCUGUUCACCAUCACAAAUGACAUCCCUCCCACCCCCUCUCCGAUCUCGUCGAUCGGCCGUGCCGACGGCGCAGAUGCAGAGGCCGAUCCAAAGGCCACGUCGUUCCUGCACAUGGAGAACGGACAUGAAGCUAACACAUUAUCCGACGCGAAGGCGCAGGCCCUGUUGUGA